AUGGAGGCCCUCUUAUCGCUCGCCUUUGACAAUAUUGCGUCCAAGGAUACACAGAAGAUUCGUAAGGGAUUACGCCAGAUUGAGGGCAUGCUGGCGCAGAUUUGUCUCUCUGGCGCAAAGUCGAAACCCAGCACACCAGGCCACCGCCGGAAUGCCUCAGCAGUCACUCUGAGCGAGCAACAGCAACAGCAACAACAACAAGCCACAGCAAAGAAGUUGGGACAGCUAUCAGACGAUCUCGCCUUCCGAGAGUUUUUUCGCCUGCAAGAGGGGUUCGAAUGGAAUGUUGUGACCAGGGUAGCCGACUGUCUGGAUCGAUUGCUUGGUAUGGGUAGUAGCAAAGAUGGCCAGAACGACAUCCUCAUCCUCUCAUCGCUUUCCAACAUACAAGGUCUCCUCCUGCUACACCCCCCGUCACGCAUCAUCUUCGGGCGCGAGGUAUACAUGAACCUUCUCCUCGACCUGCUCGACCCCUACAACUGCCCGGCGAUCCAGUCACAAGCCCUCCUCGUCCUCGUCUCCGCCCUGCUCGCCACGCCCCAAAACACGCGGAUAUUCGAGCACAUGGACGGCCUGCUCACCGUAACGAGUCUGUUCAAGGACGAGGAGACAACACAGGGCGUCAAGGUCAAGCUGCUCGAGUUCUUGUAUUUUUACCUCAUGCCCGAAAUGCCCGUCUCGGGCCCUCAGCGGGGUCGCGACAAGGUCAGGACGGCCAUGGACCGGCGGGGGAGCACCGACGACGGCAGCAAUGGAGUCAAAAAGCACACACGGUCGCAGGCUGAGAAGCAGCAUAUGCUAGGCAAGUACCUCAACAAUGUGGAUGCUCUGGUCGAGGAUCUGCAGGAGAGUGCGCCAUUUACAAACGUCGCCUGCUAA
Messenger RNA from Bipolaris maydis ATCC 48331, 879 nucleotides. RefSeq names its product cell division control protein 14, SIN component-domain-containing protein. Gene Ontology annotation, cellular component: inositol phosphoceramide synthase complex. Gene Ontology annotation, molecular function: inositol phosphoceramide synthase activity. Lineage: Eukaryota; Fungi; Ascomycota; Dothideomycetes; Pleosporales; Pleosporaceae. Gene Ontology annotation, biological process: inositol phosphoceramide metabolic process; sphingolipid biosynthetic process. The record is from RefSeq and is a predicted model, not a curated record.